CACUACAUGCUUCAACAUAAAAAAACAAAAAUGCACUCCCGCACCCUCACUCCCUCAUCAGUAUCACACUGUUGCGCACAGUGAAAUACCUAGGAGGGGGCGGUGACAAGAAAACAGAGAUGUUAGCAGCCGCGUCUGUGACCACCAGAUCUUAGCCAUUUUUUUUUCACUGUACAACAACAACAUCUCUCUCUUUUUGCAGCCAUGAAUUCUUCAGGCUACGAAUAUCAACAAGAACAACAACAUGGCUACGACCCAUCUCAAACUCAAACUCCAUCGUAUGAUCAAUCAUCACAACCUUAUUAUCCCUAUAAUUACGCACAAGAUAACCAACCCCAACCCCAAUUCCAACAAGACCCUAACUCGACCCCAAUAGCCCCAGAACAGUCUCAUUCUGCUGAACCCUCGCAAGCCCACGCGCCGGACCCGCUACAGGCUGCGACGGUUCCCGGUUCCAUCAACCCGGCGGCGGUGGCGGUUGUAGCCGGAGCUCUGGCGCAGCUUGUGGGGAACCUUGACGGGGUGCCCAGGGAACUGAUUGGGCCAUCUCAAUACAGAGGUGCAGGUCGCAGGGGCGGUAGAUCAUUUAGAGGCUAUGGUCGUGGCCGAUUCAAUCACCACCGUGGUAGGGGGCGUGGUAGGGGUGGUGAUGGUAGACAGUUCUCAUCUCAUUCUUCUGGAGCCACUAUUGCUAAUGUAGCAGAUGCACCUGCUGCUGAUGGGGCCACUUCAGAGAUGCAACCAUCAUCAGUCUCUGGGCCUUCAUCAUUACAUAAUCCAGCACAAGUUCCAUCUGCACCAUUGCAGGCACCACCAUGUAAGUUAUGGUGUGAAAUUUGUAAGGCUGAGUGCAAUACUCCAGAAAUGAUGGAGCAGCAUAAGAAUGGAAAGCGGCAUAAGAAGAACUUGCUUGUGCAUGAAGAAGUACAGAGACGCAAAGCUCUAAAUGGACAACAGGGUGGAAAUAUUUCUACUUCUCAAUCGAAUUUAACAAUCCAACCUGAGGAAGUUCAAGAAUCAGAGGAAAAAAGAAUACCAGAAGAAAAUAUGGGUUCUGAAGCUACAGCUGAUAAUCACAAUGAUGGAACUGAGCUUCAGAAUAAUGUAGAAGGGGUCUCUGAAGUUCAAACUGAAGAGCCUCAGGAGAAACCUAGAGACAACUCUGCCAUACAGGGUCGUGGGUUCAAGCGUAAGAUGAGAGGAGGCAGAGGAGGUAAAUACAUGAGGAGUGAUGAUGGGUCAAGAAAAUCAGUGGAAACUCCAAAGCCUAAGCAAGUUACAUCUUUGAUAUGUGAGUUGUGCAAUGUUAAAUGUGAUUCCCAGGUCGUCUACAAUAGCCAUUUGGCAGGAAAAAAACACUUGUCAAAUUUCAAGCGUGUCCAUGGCUACCAGCCUUUGAAUGGAGAAGCUGGGAUUCAACCACUUCACCCUCCUAAUAUCAUUGCUCUGUCAAAUGCAAAUAAUUUUCCGGUCCAACAGGGUGUUAGUGUCCCUCUAGGCAUCAAUGAUCCACGAAACCUUCUGGCUCAGCUCCUGAUGAAUGUGUUAUCUAAUGUCCAAGUUCCAGCAACAACACCACUAUCAGGUCCUGUGGCCGCUCAGAUACAAGUACCAGCAUUGAUGGCUGGAUCAAGUCAUGAACCCCUAUCUCAAAAUUUGUCACAGAUACAAGUCUCAGAUUCCUUGGCUCAUUUUGAGAGUGAAAAUCCUAUUGGGGAAACAAAAGAUCAGAUGUCAUCUGUCACAUUCCAACUUGAUGAGACUGCUGGUUCAAGCAAUAAUGGUAAUAUUGAAACUGCUGAUGGAACGGUGGUGAAACUUUCCCAGGAUUGUUCAGUAAUGACACCAGCAGAAAACCCAGUUGCAGCAGAUAAGCAACUACCUUCAUAAUGUGAAGCUCCAACAUUAGACAUUUAGUAAGGCUAAAGAUGUCAUUUUUUUUUCUCUUCCAUGAUUUCAUUUUUCAAUACUUUUUAUGUGAUUUAAAGUUUAAUAUUUUCACACUGUUUGAACUAUAACAUAGGUGGGGGUUCCCACACCUAGCUUUAUAGCACGAUUUUAAAAGUUACCAGGUUAAGUUCAUGUGUACUUAUGCUUGAAACAUGUUGACCUUAAUGCUGUCUGAAUUGCUGUUGAGGAUGUUAGGGUACAUGCCAGAAAGCCAUCGAUGUGCUACAACUCCUUUUGAUGUGAUGAGUAGUAGCUGCAACAUUGUAUCUAUUUAUCAAUGUUCCAAAGUGGCUUAUUAGAGUUGGAUUAAAUGGCAGGAUUGACUUGAACGUAGAGCUAUGUACCCCACUUUAAUUUUUUGUACAGCCAAAAGAAAACAUUCGACAAAAAUUUCUUUGCAGUGUCAUAAUUGUAGAGCAAGGGAAAGGUUACAUACCCUUUUCCGGUGCCAAAAAGUUACAAUACAA
Messenger RNA from Glycine soja, 2417 nucleotides. RefSeq lists its product as uncharacterized. The record is from RefSeq and is a predicted model, not a curated record. Bases 205 to 1890 code for a protein of 561 amino acids. The transcript is spliced from 2 exons. Gene Ontology annotation, molecular function: zinc ion binding; nucleic acid binding. NCBI's taxonomy places the organism in Eukaryota, Viridiplantae, Streptophyta, Magnoliopsida, Fabales, Fabaceae.